AUGGCCUCGAUUCGGCCGCUGCGCACGGCUCUCAAUGCCAGUGGACGCUAUGCGUAUCGUGCGCCUGAGCUGCGGAUUGAUCACCUGGUGAUGGGGGGUGGCGUGGUGGGUCUUGCGAUAGCGAAUGCUCUAGCGCACCGGUUCCCGUCGAAGUCGACGUACCUGGUGGAACGCCACGCGCUCCCUGGCCAGGAAACGAGCUCGCGGAAUAGCGAGGUCAUACACGCCGGGUUGUACUACCCACCUCACUCCCUCAAGACGCGCAUGUGUACACGUGGACGUACGCUGCUGUACGACCGCAUCGCGAGGCAUCCCGACAAGAUUGGUGGCAAGCAGGUCGGCAAGUUGAUCGUCGGCACUGAGUCAGAUGCAUCGUACCUGGCGGCCCUGCACGAGCACUGCUCGGCCAUCCAGCCGCACACGCCGCCCACUCGUCUCUUAUCUGGUGACGAGGCUCGACAAAUGGAGCCAUCGCUCUCGCCCCGCAUCACACACGCGCUCUACUCGCCAUCGACGGGCAUUGUCAGUGCACAUGACCUCAUGUCGCACCUGGCCGCCGAGCUCGAGGCGGAGUUGCCUGAUGGUGAAACACCCGAUGCUACGAUGGUGCUGGGCACCUCGGUCGUCCGCAUUGAUCCACACACGCCUCCGCGGCCGCCUACGAAGGCGGGCAACGACGGCUCACAGGAGGGAUGGGUCGUUCAGCUCCGAACGCAUGAUGCGGCGCAUGCCGAGACGGAUGCGCUGCUCGCGCGCGUCGUCAUCAAUGCAGGUGGUCUGAAUGCGCCGCGCAUCCUGAAUGCGGUGCGGCCCGAGCGCGAUUGGCUCCCGAUGUACUUGGCCAAGGGCAGCUAUGCGAGCUACCGAGGCGCUCAUGACGUGCGGCAUCUGCUGUAUCCGACGCCCCACUUUGGCUCGGGCGCCAAGGCCACGUCUGCGUUCCAUUCGCUGGGCACGCACUUGACGCUCGAUCUCGAGGGCCACGUACGUUUUGGGCCGGACCUCACUUGGCUCUCGGCGCCCUCGACGCUCGACCCGACGCGGAUCGAUGAGCUGGGCUUUGAGCAUGACUUUUGGGAGUCGCACCUCGCGCCUGAGGCAUCAGAGGCUUGGCUCGAGAGCAUGCACGCGGCGAUUCAGGCGUACCUGCCGUGGAUUCAGCGCGACGGCCUGCAGGAAGACUAUGCUGGCAUCCGGCCCAAGCUCGGCGGACCGGACGCGCGUACGUUUUUCGACUUUGGCCUCUUGUGGCAUGCGAGUCGCGACAUCGAAUCUCAACGCACGUGGCAAACGGCCCCGAACGAGGCGGGGCCGCGCGGCCCGUGUGGCUGGCUCGUGAGUUUGGUCGGCGUGGAGAGUCCGGGCCUGACGUCGUCCCUGGCGCUGGGCGAGCACGUAGCUGCGAUGCUGCAGACGCACGUGUGGGGCCGCUACGAUCCGUCGGGGCGUCGACGCAGGUACGUCGACGAUGUGGGGCAUGAUGCGCUGGAGGCAUGGGCGUAA
Messenger RNA from Malassezia restricta, 1503 nucleotides. Its product is annotated as oxidoreductase. Lineage: Eukaryota; Fungi; Basidiomycota; Malasseziomycetes; Malasseziales; Malasseziaceae. The coding region runs from base 1 to 1503 and encodes 500 amino acids. The transcript has a single exon. Gene Ontology annotation, cellular component: mitochondrion. Gene Ontology annotation, molecular function: (S)-2-hydroxy-acid oxidase activity; (S)-2-hydroxyglutarate dehydrogenase activity. The record is from RefSeq and is a predicted model, not a curated record.